UGGCCAUUAAAAGUUGGCAAGGGUCAUGAUCACAUGCUUUGACAGGAAAGGAUGAGAUGAGUUAACACACUUCAAAGAAUUCUUUUUAUUUUAUCCCUGGGAAGAUAAACAUAUACCGUGUACGUGUACUUGUAGGUACAUUUUACAAUGCAACCAGUAAUGGAUUUUGUACAAGAAGGAAAACUUGGUUGUGCACUUUUCACUGAGCUCGUUUCUGUUAUGAGAGCAAGAGACUGAGAAGCACCUGUGAAUUGUCAGAAUGCUCAUGCUCUUAUGUUGAGAUCCACAGCAAAUGGCAAUUUUCUUUUACAUUGUCAACUGACACGUCGGGAUCUAUUGAUCGGGAAAUCUCAUACUGUGGACACCCCUGACCUAACUUCAAGUCUCAGGACGGAAAAUUUAUCUUGACAAAAGAAAGCUGAGGCAAAAUGGGAAAGAAAAACAAAAAGGAGACCGAGGCACCACCCAAAGAUAUUUUUGACCCUCUGUCGGUUGAGAGCAAGAAGGCAGCUACUGUGGUUUUGAUGCUGGACAGCACAGAGGAUGACAUCCUCAUCAAAUCCUGCGAGGCCCUCUACAAAUUUGCAGAGAAGUGUGAAGAGAAUAAGGCUCUUCUGAUGGAGAUGGGUGCCGUUCCAUCCCUCCUGAAGCUCAUUACCUCGGAGGAGAAGACUGUCCGCCGUAACGCUACCAUGACACUGGGAGUCAUGUCAGCCCACCCUGAAGUUCGGCGAGUGCUACGAAAGGGCGACUGCAUUGGAAACGUUAUCAAAUUACUGUCCUCGGAAGAGGAGACGCUCGUUCAUGAGUUUGCUAGUCUGUGCCUGGCCAGCAUGGCACAGGAGUUCACCAGCAAAGUGCAGAUCCUUGAGCAGGAUGGUUUGGAGCCACUCAUCAUGCUCCUGGCAGACAGCGAUCCUGAUGUCCAGAAGAACUCGGUGGAGGCCAUCUUCCUGUUGCUGCAAGACUACCAAACCAGGACGGCCAUCAGGGAGCUGCAUGGCCUGGAAUCCCUGCUGGAGCUGCUCAAGUCAGAGUACCCCUCCAUCCAGGAGAUGGCCCUGCGCUGCCUUGCACUCUGCACCCUGGACGUGGAGAACAGGGAAGCCUUGAGGGAGGUGGAGGGGCUGGAGAGACUGGUGGAGUUUGUCAGCACCAAGGAGUGGGAAGAUCUCCAUGUCCACGCCCUCCUGGUUCUCUCCAACUGCUUGGAAGACCUGGAGACCAUGGAACUCAUACAGAACACGGGCGGCCUGCAGAAACUCCUAGCGUUCACCACCGAGUCCCCGACGCCUGAUGUCCAGAUGCACGCUGCCAAGGCCAUCGCCAGGGCUGCCAGAAAUGGUGAAAACUGCAAGAUCUUCCAUGAGCAAGAAGCGGAGAAGACCUUGAUCUCCUUGCUGGAGACGUCGGACAACUCCCAGGUCAUGGGGGCAGCAGCCCAGGCGCUGGGCAUCAUGGCACAGAGCCCCAUCUGCCGUGUCACCAUCGCCGAGUAUGAUGGCAUCGCGCCCCUCAUCAAGCUCCUGAACAACCACAACGGCGAGGCGGUGGAGAGCGCCAGCCUGGCCCUGGCCAACCUGACUGUGGCCCAGAUGGCCAACUGCGUGGAGGUGGCCGACCACAACGGCGUGGAGCCACUGAUCGGCCUGCUGGGUAGCAGCUCACGCGAGGGUGCCCAGGCUAAUGCGGCCAUGGUGCUGACCAACAUGGCCACGGACGAGAUCCUGCGGGAGGACAUCCAGAGGAGGGGUGUGGUCGGAGCUCUUGUCCCACCCCUUUUGUCAACCAACACAACAGUUCAAAGCAAAGCGGCAUUGGCUCUGGCAGCAUUUGUUUGUGAUGCCGAUUCCAGAAAUCAGCUACGCGGCCUGGGUGGCUUGUCUCCUCUACUGAAGCUCCUGCAGUCGGGCAAUGACGACGUCCGCCGCAGUGCAUCGUGGGCCAUUGUGGUGUGUGCCACCGAUCCACUCAUUGCAACAGAGCUUUGCAAACUGGGCGGGCUUGACAUCCUUAAGGAGAUCCAGUUGUCCAGCACCAGGCAGAACAGUUUCAGCGAUGCCGCCCUGGAGAAACUGCUGGACAGCACCUUGCCUGCCAAGUACGCCCUCAUGGGUGUACUGGGGCCCAAUGACAUCAUCCAGGAUGGCUUCUAUGACGCAGGCCGGGUGCGUCCUGACGGCAAGUUCCUCACUCUGGAAGAGUUGAGCAAGCAGGAGGUGGAUCAGAAACGGCCCGUCCUUCUCAUUAACUGUGGAUCAACUAAUGCGAGCCCCCCAAGGUCCCCAGCACCAGCUACAAACUCCUCAGAACUCGACGUGAAGACGGACACGUCCAGAACAAACAUUGGCAGCAAGUCAUCCAAGUCAGCAAUUAGAGGGGGCAAACGGGAAACCAAAAAGGAGAAAGAGGAGCGAGAGUUGAGGGAACGCCUGGAAGCUGAGCGUCUGGCCGAGCAAGAGGCCAUCCUGGCCCAGCAACCUCCCAACUUCGAACCCCCAGCCGACCCCAAGCUGGAGGAGUAUAUCACCGAGAUGCUGGUGAAUGCAGCGGGCCUGCCAACCACCAGGGAACAGCUGGAUGUGGUGGCAAGAUUUGUGAGCGACAAGAUGGGUGGUCCCAUCGAGCGAGGUCAGCUCUCCAGCUUCAGCUAUGAGCUGUCGCUCAGCCAGCUCAAAUACGAGCUGAAGAGCAACGUGUUGCCCAUCGGCCGGAUCGAGAAGGGUAUCCACUACCACAGAGCCCUGCUGUUCAAGACCCUGUGUGAUCGCAUCGGCGUAGCCUGCUCUCUGGUUCGAGGGGAUUACAACAGGGCCUGGAAUGAGGUCCUGCUGAUAGACGAGGACGAUAAUCCUGUCAAGCCCAAGUUUCCUCCCAAGUCUUACAUCGUAGACCUGAUUCACCAUCCAGGCCGACUCAUGCGGACAGACAGCAUCGACGCUGCCAACUACCAAAAGAUAUAGUAACAUUUGCCUCAUCACUUCUAUGCAUUCCGAGUUUCAAUCUGGAGGGUCACUAGCAGGGGAAUUUUGGGAAGGUGUAGAUGUAAAUAGGAAAGUAUUGUGGAUUUUGUGAGAAAUGGGAAGACCAGUAAUGUACAGGGUGGCCCUGGGUUCAGAUUUGAAAAUAAUGGUACAUGGUCAUCUGUGUAUAAAGUCAAAUAAGCACGAUGACUUUUCUACAAUGUAGGUGGGUCUUUCACUUGCGCCGUAUUUUUCAUCUCUCGUUAUUGUAAACAAUUUUUGUACGUAUUCUAUAGAAAGAACCAGUUGUGUUAUGCAUGUCUCGCAUUUCGGAGAGCUUCUUUUGUUUGAUAGCUAAAGAGUUUGUUUUGAUUGCUGGGAUUUGAGAGGAAUACAGAAAUCAUGGCAGCACCUCUGCAAUCGAAGAAUAGAAGGUCAUGCAAUCUUGGAUAUCCAAGUCUCUUUAUUGAUAAGGUUACGUUUAAUAACAAAAUCACUAGUUAAAGUUACGCCAAUUGCACAUUGAAAUCGUUACCUUUUUUUAACUUCAAGAACAGACACAUAGUUCCUGUCACCACAACCUACUGGUAUUUGGCAAUUUCCAACCCCAAAACCCAACCGGUGAGGUUCUUCCAAAUGCCUUGUCAAUAAAAAUGGCUCUGAAAAGCCCCCUUGAGCUAGAGGCUUACCCACCAUCUACAUCUACCACGUGAAGAAGUGAUCAUUUUGUUCACCUUUUCCUUAAACAGUACAUUAGCACAAAGGUCAAGAUUUUCAUAGAUUUUGAAAUGUCCAACGUUUGUUACCAAGACCCAUCCACAAAUGCUGGUGAUGGCACUGGCAUUGGGAAACCACAUUAAAUUUCCUGGCAGAUUUUAAUCAAAGAUGUUUUUUUGUAAUGGUCAGUUUAAUACGUGUAGUUUCAGAACUGAAAACUCGCCAUCUUUGUCACGAAGUUAAUCAUUCUAAAUGUUGAUAGUUGCUGUAAUGCAUGUAAAUAAGUGAAAAUGCUUGUUCCGUCCAGAAAUGUUUAUGUACAUUUUUUUGUUUGGCUCUUUUGAGGCAAUAACUAUUUUUCUAUAUCUGAUCACCAGGUGUAUUGAUUUCAAAUGCUGUACUGUGGUUAUGUUUUCUUGCAGAACAUUAAAUCAAGUUGAAAU
Messenger RNA from Acanthaster planci (crown-of-thorns starfish), 4123 nucleotides. RefSeq names its product armadillo repeat containing 3 (gene armc3). The record is from RefSeq and is a predicted model, not a curated record. NCBI's taxonomy places the organism in Eukaryota, Metazoa, Echinodermata, Asteroidea, Valvatida, Acanthasteridae. Gene Ontology annotation, molecular function: protein binding.